This is a messenger RNA of Sinocyclocheilus grahami, 882 nucleotides long. RefSeq names its product bromodomain-containing protein 2-like. NCBI's taxonomy places the organism in Eukaryota, Metazoa, Chordata, Actinopteri, Cypriniformes, Cyprinidae. Gene Ontology annotation, biological process: regulation of DNA-templated transcription; chromatin remodeling. The transcript has 4 exons. Bases 256 to 882 code for a protein of 208 amino acids. The record is from RefSeq and is a predicted model, not a curated record. Gene Ontology annotation, cellular component: chromatin; nucleus.
UGGUGUAUGGGUUUGGAAUGUGUCCCUGCAUAACUCACCCAUGCCGGGACAGAUAGAUUGCUGCAGGGGCAGUUGUGUCUUCAUGCUUGGUCCUCAUAAGCAAAAUGCACUAUUUAGUCAUCGAGUUUGAGUCAUGAUGAGUCUACUGUGAUUAUGUUGACUUUUCAUAUUUAAUGCACGUUUCAUCACAUUUAGUCACAAAGUUGGUCAUUAUUCCGUUUCUAUGUAUAGUUUGGCAAUUUGUUUAUUAUCUACAUGGCUCACCCAUGUCUUCCUGUUCUCCGCAGCUCUCUGGGCGGGGGCGACGGCAUGCAGGGGGUCACCAUGAUGGAGCAUACCAUCUCCACUCCCGGCAAACGCAUCCGCAAGCCGUCGCUGCUGUAUGAGGGCUUUGAAGGACCUGCCCUUCCCCAGGUUCCUCAAUCCGGGCCCCCUCAAACCCUUGUGCGGGACCCCGCUCGUCAGGGCCGCAUGACCAACCAACUGCAGUUCCUCCAGAAGGCUUUGCAGAAGACGCUGUGGAGGCAUCACUUCGCCUGGCCUUUCCAUGAGCCGGUGGACGCUUCCAAGCUCAACCUGCCUGAUUAUUUCAAAAUCAUUAAACAGCCCAUGGAUAUGGGGACUAUCAAGAGAAGACUGGAACACAAUUAUUACCGCAGUGCCAGCGAAUGCUUGCAGGAUUUCAACACCAUGUUUACCAACUGCUACAUCUACAACAAGCCAACAGAUGACAUCGUCCUGAUGGCUCAGUCUCUGGAGAAGGCUUUCCUGCAGAAGGUUGCACAGAUGCCCCAAGAGGAGGAAGAGAUUCCUGCACCUGUCCCUAGGGGCAAACAGGGCAAACCUAAAAAAGGCCACAAAUCAACAUUCUCCAAUGAAUAA